CGCAACAGACUGAGCAGCAGAAGAGAAGAGCCAUGCAAUGAGAGCGCUAUCCUGACCCAAACCUCCGAUUCACAAACUCAAACCCUGUUUGCAUGCGUUUCAUUCCCAACUUUAGGAAAAGGAAGUCGUGUAGUUGUAUAAAUGUAGUUUUCUCAAUCAAUUCUGAAACUCUAUAGACAGUUUUAAUAGCUUUUAUAAAGUUCUCAUCAGCAACAAGGAUGCGCAACAGAAUGACGGAACUUUCUACGCGGAAAAUCAGCGCUUUGGAUGUUUUUGUGUGUUUGUGUUUGGUUUCUUUGGCUUAUUCCUUCAACAUUGACUUACAACAUCCCGUGGUGUUCCGAGGACCAGAUGCGACGUUUUUUGGAUAUUCCGUCCUGGAGCACGUCCAUGACAACACACGCUGGAUUGUGGUUGGGGCUCCCAGAGCAAACUCAUCAUUUAGCAGUUCAGUACACUCACCUGGAGCCGUAUACAAGUGCCGGAUCCGCAACAACCCAGAGCAACGCUGCACUGAGAUGGACCUCGGCAGAGGAAAUAAGCAGAGGGAGUCCUGCGGGAAGACGUGUCAAGGAGACAGGAACGACGAGUGGAUGGGGGUCAGUCUGGCUCGACAGGACAAACCCAAUGGCAAAAUUUUGGCCUGCGCUCACCGCUGGAAGAAUGUAUACUAUGAAUCGGAGUAUAUCCUCCCUCAUGGAUACUGCUCCAUCAUCCCAGCCACUCUGCAGGGCAAGUCACAGCCUCUCAUACCGUGUUAUGAAGACCAUAAGAAGACCUAUGGGGAAGAACAUGGCUCGUGCCAAGCCGGGAUCGCAGGCGUUUUCACAGAGGAGCUGGUUAUCAUGGGUGCACCUGGUUCAUACUACUGGACCGGAACGGUCAAAGUGUUUAACAUGACAUCCAGUACUCACUACAACCUUAAUCAAGACAACCUGAGUCUUCACAGAUACAGUUACCUCGGGUAUGCUGUGACGGCUGGUCACUUCUCCUCCCUGAAUACCAUAGACGUGGCGGCUGGUGCUCCUCAAGACAGCGGCCGUGGAAAAGUUUACAUCUUCAGAAUCGAAGGAACGUCUCUUGUGAAGACCUUUCAAGCCUCAGGGAAAAUGAUGGGCUCUUACUUUGGCUCCUCAUUGUGUGCAGUUGACCUAAACGCGGAUGGACUGUCGGACUUGCUGGUGGGAGCACCCAUGCACAGCGAGAUCCGGGAUGAAGGCCAGGUUUCUGUUUACCUCAGCAGUGGCAAUGGAGUAAUGGAGGAACGUGCAAUACUGAAUGGUGACAAUGCAUACAAUGCACAUUUUGGAGAGUGUAUCACGUCUCUUGGGGACAUUGACGACGAUGGCUACCAAGAUGUGGCGAUUGGUGCUCCUGAAGAGGAUGACUAUGGAGGAGCUGUCUACAUCUAUCAUGGUGAUGCUUCAGGAAUAGUUAACAAGUACUCAAUGAGAUUGUCUGGGCGAAGCUUCAGCCCCACCCUCCAAAUGUUCGGCCAGUCAAUUUCCGGCAAUGUGGACAUGGAUGGAAACGGAUAUCCAGAUGUGACGAUAGGAGCAUUCAUGGCUGACAGUGUGGUUUUGUUAAGAUCCAGGCCAGUGAUCUCUGUGGACGUCUCCAUCUUCCUGCCCGUCUCGAUAAACAUCACAGUGCCGCAGUGUCACGAGGGCCCUCAGCAUCUCAACUGCUUCAACGUCACCAUCUGCAUGAGCUUUCGAGGAAAACAUGUACCUGGCCACAUAGAGUUGCUGUACAAUCUAACCGCAGAUUCAGAUAAGAGACACAAGGGUCUGUCGCCGCGGGUGUAUUUUGGAAAUGGUGGAGAGCAGACAGGUGCUGUAAGUCAGCGUUUCAGCCUGGAGAUCAACCGACAGCAGUGCCAUCAGUACACGGCCUAUGUGAGGAAAGAAGUGAAGGAUGUGUUUGCCGCCAUCGUGUUUGAGGCAGCGUACAGUUUAGGAAAACACGUUGUAGAUGGACAUCAGGACCGCGACCUUCCAUCGCUCACUCCUGUUCUACGCUGGAAAAAAGGAGAGAAGAUCGCUGCAAAGAAUGAGACGUGGUUUGAGAAGAACUGUCUGUCAGAGGACUGCGCCGCUGACCUGAGGCUUCAUGGGAAACUGCUGCUUUCUGGACGUUACAUCAGUUCUCAUCUGGCUCUUGGUGGAGUGAGAAACGUGUCGUUAAAUUUAACCAUCUCUAAUGCUGGGGAUGACGCCUACGACACCAACAUCUACUUCAACUUCUCCAGAGAGGUUCACUACAUCAACUUCUUGCAAAGAGAAGAGAAGGGCAUUUCCUGUAUGCUGAUAGAGCUGGACUUCCUCAAGUGCAGCGUUGGAUUUCCUUUCAUGAGAGCGCAAACCAAGUACCAUCUAUCGGUGCUUUUCGACACGAGCCGUCUGUCUGGUGAAAACGAGACGCUGCUGUUUUUAGUUCACGCUAGAAGUGCCAAUCCAGAGCAUAAUAGCACACUUCAUGAUAACACUUUGGAGUUGUCCAUACCGCUGGUACAUGAGGUGGACACAACCAUCACAGGCGUUGUCGCACCUACAUCUUUUGUGUAUGGAAACUCAGUGGACCGAUCACGCUUUGUUCGGCUGGACGACAUGGAGUGCAGCUUUCAGCCGCUCAACUUCACCUUUCAGGUGAUAAACAAUGGGCCCAGCAGACUUCCAGGCUCCACGGUGGACAUCAGGAUACCCAACCGCCUGGCUGGUAACGGAGCAGAUAUGUUCCAUAUCAUUGACACACAAGUAUCCGAAAGUCGAGGGAACUGCACGUGGCACAGGAACCCCAAACCCUGCACAAUCCCACAGGACAAGGAGAGCAUCUUCCACACUAUUUUUGCUUUCUUCACCAAAUCGGGCAGAAAAGUUCUGGACUGUGACCGGCCUGGCAGAGCGUGUCUAACUAUUUCCUGCAGUCUGAGCUCUCAGGCUAAAGAAGAAGCCACGAGUAUAGAUGUGCAAAUGCUACUGAACACUGAAAUACUACAGAGGGACAGCUCCUCUGUGAUCCAAUUUGUGACACGAGGUCACGUCCAGCUGGACAACAGGGCCGUGGAGGUCUCAACCGGGCUUCCAGAGGAGACUUCUCUGGUGUUUGAGGCCCUUCACAGUCAGGAGCCCAGGGGUUACGUGGUGGGAUGGAUCAUCGCCAUCAGCCUCCUCGUGGGAAUCCUCAUCUUCCUGCUGCUGGCGGUGCUGCUCUGGAAGAUGGGAUUCUUCAGGAGGCAUUACAGAGAGAUCAUAGAGGCAGAAAAGAACAGGAAGGACAGCGAUGAAAGCUGGGAUUGGGUCCAGAAGAGCCAAUGAGAGCUUGGAUUGGGUUCAGAAAAUCCAAUAAGCUGCUACCUUCACCACGGCUCUCUCCAAAGACCCAGACCCUCCAGCCUUCCAUAUGUGGAAGAAAAGAAUAUUCUCCAGAUUUUUCGGAGGCUUAACACUUUUUUUUUGCAUUGAUGGUGAUCUAGCUGAUGUUCGAGGUGACCGCGUGGCCUGCCAGAAGAGACUCGCAGUGGAUUUCCACUGAUCCCAACGGGACAGGCCUCUCGCCAGUGGGUCCGAAGAGACGGAAAGAGAGCUUCCUGGAAAUGAAUGUGGAUAUCGUGUCAAUACUAGCAGACAAUUACAACCCUCAGGGCGCUGUUGAAAAGCAAAAAUCUAUUUUUUAUAAAAUGUAUUCCAUACUGUAUAGAAGAGAGCUUCAAGAGUUGUUUUUAAAGCACUGAUGACUGACACACGCCAAAGAGUUGAUGUUAUUCCUUCACAGUGUUCUGGUGCACAUCAGCUUUCACAUGAACCUUGAAGAUGGAUUGUACCUCCUUAUCCCCUCGAGAUUUUAACUUACAGAGAAUGCAAAGCAAAAUGUGUCCUUCAUUCGGACAGCUCACGAGUUAAACGAUUCAUACUCGCCCCCAUGUCUUCAAAGAUAUUCAUGUCUGUCUUUCUUCAGUCGCAAAGUUUUUCGAGGAAAACAUUCCAUGAUUUUUCUCCAUAUAGUGGACUUCAAUGGUGCUCAACAGACUGAAGGUUAAUAAUGCAGUUUCAAUACCGCUUUAAAGGGCUAUAAACGAUCCCAGCCAAGGAACAAGGGUCUUAUCUAGCGAAACGAUCAGUCAUAAAAUAAAAUUGUAUCUAGCGCUGCAAUGUGAGACAGUUAGGGUAUGUCGAAAAGCUCCCAUCUCAUUUUCUCCUCCAACUUUAAAAUUGUCCUUCAUCACUGUUUUACCCUUUUUCAUAAAGGGCAUUUGACCACUUUGACACAUCGGUACUUCUGCAGCGAUGUAGGGCGAUUUUUAAAGUUGGAGGAGAAAAUGAGAUGGGAGUUUUUUUGACAUACCCUAACUGUCUCAAACUGGAGUGCACAGAAUAUGCAUGCGCAUUGCAGAGCUAGACAAGACCAGUAUUUGAGGUUAAAAAGUCUAUAAAUUGUACAUUUUUUUUAGGAAAUAACUGGUUGAUUGCUAGAUGAGACCUUUAUUCCUUGGCUGGGAUCAUUUAGAGCCCUUUGAAGCUGCAUUUUUAAUAUUCAAUCCGUCAAGCACCAUUGAAGUCCACUAUCUGGAGAUAAUUCCUGAAAUGUUUUCCUCAAAAAACAGCUGACAUGAAGACAUGAACAUCCUGGAUGAUUUGGAGGUGAGUAAAUUAUUUGGAAACUUCUGUUUUGGAAAUGGAGUAAUCCUUUAAAUUCUCACAAACAAGAAUGACAGAGGAGAUGCAUACCAAAGUUUUUAUUGCUUGAGUUGUUAAAAGAAUAGUUCACCCAAAAUGAACAUUUGCUGGAUAUCUACACACCCUCAGGCUACACAAGAUGUAAAUGAGUUUGUUUCUUCAUCAUUUUUGGAGAAAUGUAGCAUUACAUCACUUGCUCACCAAUGGAGUGAAUGGGUGCCGUCAGAAUGAGAGUCCAAACAGCUGAUAAAAACAUCACAACGAUCCACACAACUGCAUGAAAAGUUAAAAUGUCUUGCUAUAUGGAUUUUUUUUUAAUCCAAUGCAGCAAUUCACUUAAAACUGCAGGGGUGUGGAUUAUUGUGAUGUUUUUAAUCAGCUGUUUGGAAUCCUUUGGUGAACAAGUGAUGUAAUGCUACAUUUCUCCAAAUUUGAUAAACAGUUCAGUUUAGUCCGGUUGUGCUUAAAACAGAAACAGAAAACCUAUGUUCUCAGCUCAAACCUGUUUUGUUCAAUAUAUGUGAAAUUCACAGUUUAGUUUAGCAUUAUGUGUACUGCACUGGAUUUUGACCCCACUGAAAGAUGCAUGUAGAUUUUGUUUUAUAAUCUUUCACAAAAAUAUAUAAAUGUUCUCUGAUUGAAUCCUAUUUCACACACAAAUGUCAAAACUGGUCUCAAAAUAAAAGCUAUUCUAUUAUGUAAAAGACAUAUUCCAAGUUACGAGUUACAAUUUUACUGUACGUAUAAAAACUCAUCUAUCUGCCAAAUAUUCUCCAAAAAUUCUUACAGCGUGUUCUGUGUUAUUUUUCUAAACCAUACACUAUGUCGCCUGCUUUUUAACAAAUCCCAUGACAAGUUUUUUGAAAUUCAGACUGCACAGACCCAGGUUUUAACCGUGCAGAACCUGCAGUGUGUAAUAGCCUAAAAAUAGGUGGGAAUGUGCAGUACUUCAUCACUGGGCACAAACUCGUACUUUGGAGCUUAUGGGAACGGCUUGUUUUAAGUCAACAUUUUGGACUUCACUCAGAGCGCAGCCUCAACAUGAGCUGUUCGCUGUCAGACUUCACAUGCAUUCUGCCUUUAACUGCUCAAACAGAGCAGAAACAGCAGAGAUCAACUCAUCUGAGUUUUUAGUCAAUGAUCUUGGUUGCUUGUUUUGCAUUUUCCUCUAAUUCAGAGGGUUUGUUUGAAAGAAAUUGUUGUUUUUUUUUGCCAUUUACCAAAAGAUCAAUAGCUUUGCUAUUGGAUAUUAGAUGAUUGCUGGAAGAUUCUGGAUCAAUAAUCACCACUGGCAUGGCUAAAAAACCCACGUCUGUAUUUCUUGUCCGGCCCAACACCAGGUUCUCUCAUAGGUGUGUUUCAGAGAGACACAUACUUGACUUUGUAAGUGUGUAACCUAACUGUGAGUGUUGUUGCCAUUAUCACCUAUUUUGAGCAUUUUAGAAUAAACUACUGUCACUGAUGUUUUAUAGAUGUAUUGAGAAAUAUGUUUGUUGUACAAGCUCGAGCUGUAUAUUUAUCUACUGAGACUGCUUUUUUAAAAUUAAAAAUCACAAACAGAUGUUUCGUCUCAAUUGCGUUCGGUGCCACCCAAAUGUUUAGUGCAGUGGGGGUUUUGUGUUGCACUGAUGCCCUCUAGUGUAAUACUAGUGUACUGUACUCUGUUUACACUAAAGUGUAAUGUAUAAGUGAUUUUUUUCUUUUUUAGCAUGUGACUAAAUUCAUUGUAUUAUAAUACAUUAUAUAAAGUAAAUGCUAGAAGAGUAUGAAUUUAAAAAGUGGUGUUCAAUUAUCUUAAAUGUAUUUAAAAUUGUUCUUUUUUAUUAAGCAGUGCUGUUUCAGUAUCAUUUUUCUUUAUUUUGUUUCUCACUUUUUAUGUUAUAUUUAGUUAAAGUUUUAGUGAUUUUGUUGUAUGUACUGUCAUUUUUUCAUAUACACUGUCAUUCAAAAGUUUGGGAUUUUUUUAAAAAGAAAAGUAAUCAUUAAAAAUAAUUUGAAAUAUUGCAAUUUAACAGCUCUAUUUUAAUAUACUUUAAAAUAUAAUUAAUUUCUGCGAUGCAAAGCUGAAUUUUCAUCAGCCAUUAUUCAGUUCACAUGAUCCUUCAGAAAUUAUUUAUCAUCAAUGUUGGUAACAAUUGUGCUACAAUAACAAUACUUUUGGAACCUGUGAUACUUUGAUGAUUACAAAGUUAAAAAGAUUUAUUCAAAAUAGAAUUCUUUUCUAACAAUAUCACUUUUUAUCAGUUUAACACAUCCUUGUUGAAUAAAUGCAUUCAUUUCUUUCAAAGAAAGAAAGAAAAAAAAAAUACUGCCCCCAGACUUUGAAUGGUAGUGUAUAUUGUUACAAAGGUUUUCUAUUUUAAAUAAAUGCUGUUCUUUUUUAAUGUUUUAUUCAUCAAAGAGUCCUGAAAAAGUAUCACAACUGUUUCCAACAUUGAAGGAUCACUUUCUGAAGGAUCAUUUGACACUGAAGACUGGAGUAAUGAUGCUGAAAAUUUAGCUUUGCAUCACAGGAAUAAAUUACAUUUUAAAGUAUAAUAAAAUAGAAAACCACUGUUUUAAAUUGCAAUAAUAUUUCACAAUAUUACUGUUUUUCCUGUAUUUGUAAUCAAUGCAUAAACGCAGCAAAAAAAAGGCUUCUUUAAAAAGCAUUAAAAAUCUUACUGAUCCCAAACGGGAUCGGAA
Labeo rohita (rohu) is the source of this 7361-nucleotide messenger RNA. RefSeq names its product integrin, alpha 9 (gene itga9). Gene Ontology annotation, molecular function: integrin binding. The coding region runs from base 219 to 3317 and encodes 1032 amino acids. NCBI's taxonomy places the organism in Eukaryota, Metazoa, Chordata, Actinopteri, Cypriniformes, Cyprinidae. Gene Ontology annotation, biological process: cell-matrix adhesion; cell adhesion mediated by integrin; cell-cell adhesion. Gene Ontology annotation, cellular component: external side of plasma membrane; integrin complex. The record is from RefSeq and is a predicted model, not a curated record. The transcript has 28 exons.